AUGAAGUACUCUCUUGCAACCAUCGCCCUGGCGGCAGAGGCUGUCACUGCGUUCCCAUUUGUUGCCAUGCAACCAGGCGUCGACUCCAGUUUGCUCCGUGCUCGUCAACAAUCUGGUGGUGGAAAUCCAGGUGGUCCGGUGACUUGCCCAUACAACCCUCCUUCUAAGCACGUCCCAGCAGCACCUGUCACGGCUCAGUUCCCAUAUAACAACGCCAAAAAUGGACAGAAAGGAAACGAGAAGGGAGGAUACCAAGUUCCGGCACCUGGCGAUACCGCACAUCAGUUCAUCGCUCCCACAUCAUCUGACAUCCGUGGGCCGUGCCCAGGGUUGAACGCCGCUGCCAACCACGGCUUUUUGGCCCGCGACGGAAUUGUCACCUUCAAUGAGCUUGUCGAUGCUCAACAGAAUCUGUACAAUGUCGGCUACGAUUUGGCUCAACUCCUGGCUGUUCUCGGCCUGACGCUCGCCGAUGGCGACAUCGUCACCAACAGACUUUCCAUUGGAUGCGAUGCGACAAGCAGAACCUCAUUCAACCCUCUUUUGACCGGCCCACAACCUGGUCUCAACGGCCACAAUAAGUUUGAGGCUGACACUUCCCUCACCAGGAACGAUUUCUUCCCAACUGGCAACAACUACGAGUUCAAUGGCACCCUCUUUGCCAUGAUGACCGAGACCACUGGUGGUCUUUAUAACCGUGACAACCUUGCGAAGUACCGUUUCGAGCGAUAUCAACAAUCUCUCCGUGACAACAAGAACUUUUACUUCGGCCCCCUAUCUCUCCUCCUUUACGGAGCUUCGUCGUUCUUGUACGAGUUGAUGCCCUCAGGACCAGACUACAUCCCAGACAAGGCCACCAUCUCAUCAUUCUUCGGUGCUCAAGACAAUGGUGACGGAACAUAUUCCUUCAACAACGCGGAGAAGAUUCCCGACAACUGGUACAACCGUGUUGAGCCCUACUCCAACUCAGAUGUCACUACUGAGAUCCUUGCUCAAUACCUCGAAUACCCAGUACUGUUCGGUGGUGCCACCGGUAAUGGAGGAUUCAACCUCAUCAACUUCAACGGCAUCAAGGAUGGCAAGCUCAUUGCUACCCCUGAUACGCCAACCGCAACUUGUCUUCUGUACCAACUUGCUACUGAGCGUGUUCCAUCGUCGUUGAACGGUAUCAUCACUCCUACUGUUGAGACUCUCUCAUUCGUCUUGGGCAAGCUCUCCCCAGCAAUGAAGAAUCUUGGUUGCCCAAUUCCCCUGACAUAA
Cadophora gregata is the source of this 1260-nucleotide messenger RNA. RefSeq lists its product as uncharacterized. The transcript has a single exon. Gene Ontology annotation, molecular function: peroxidase activity. NCBI's taxonomy places the organism in Eukaryota, Fungi, Ascomycota, Leotiomycetes, Helotiales, Ploettnerulaceae. The record is from RefSeq and is a predicted model, not a curated record. The coding region runs from base 1 to 1260 and encodes 419 amino acids.